This is a messenger RNA of Musa acuminata subsp. malaccensis (wild Malaysian banana), 564 nucleotides long. NCBI's taxonomy places the organism in Eukaryota, Viridiplantae, Streptophyta, Magnoliopsida, Zingiberales, Musaceae. The record is from RefSeq and is a predicted model, not a curated record.
AUGGACGCGCCUACGCUGGUCGAGCACUUGAAGCACGAGGAGGAGGAUACCCAGAGCGGCUUCUGCCCUCGUUCAGGCAUCUUUCGCUCCCUCCACCGCCUCGCCCCCCGCCAUCGCCCUCCCUCCGACCCCUCCCUCGACGCUGCCUCCUUCGUAUUCUCCCUCCUCCCCUCUCAUGAAUCGACCCGCCCCGUCCUCCUCGACUCCACCACCGGCCGUCGCCUCACCUUCUCCGACCUCCGCCGCUCCGCCCUCUCCCUCGCCGCUGCCCUCCACCACGCCUUCGGCCUCCGCCCUGGCGACGUCGUCCUCCUCCUCUCCCCCAACACCGUUCUAUACCCCGUCAUUGUCCUCGCCGUCCUUGCCACCGGCGCCGUCCUCUGCCCCGCCAGCCCCCUCCACACCCCGCUGAGGUCGCCCGCCAGGCCCUCGACGCCGGCGCCACGCUCGCCAUCGCCGCUCCCGAGGAGGCCCACAAGGCCGCCGCCGCCAUCGGGGUCCCCACCCUCCUCACCGAACGGGAGCCAGGGGACCCCGACGGACCGCCGUCCGCGGAGGAGAUGA